Molecule: messenger RNA, 4112 nt
Organism: Vombatus ursinus (common wombat)
Lineage: Eukaryota; Metazoa; Chordata; Mammalia; Diprotodontia; Vombatidae
Product: G patch domain-containing protein 1-like
Exons: 20
Coding region: 232-3057 (941 amino acids)
Biological process (GO): mRNA processing
Cellular component (GO): nucleus
Molecular function (GO): RNA binding
Source: RefSeq, a predicted model, not a curated record
CCAGACUGGGGCGCCUCUGCUUGCCUGUCACCAGAGUCCCAGCCUCACAAAAAGCGAAGCAAAAGAGUCCUUGGAAGCCUCUUCAGAUCGGACAAACCGCUCCAGGAUUGAUUCAUCGAACCCAGGAAAAGAGAAAAGAGAAAAGAGGAAAGCGGUUGGGAAAAUGAGAGUUUUGGACCUCAGAGGCCACUGUAGGUUGGAGUGGGAAGGCGGAGUCGGGGAGAGAGCAAGAUGGCGGCCCGCGGUAGUGACAGCGAAGAUGAUCUGGUCACCUACGGGACCGGCCUUGAGCCCCUGGAAGAAGGUGAAAGACCAAAGAAACCACUUCCCAUUCAGGAUCAGACAGUUAGAGAUGAAAAAGGAAGAUACAAGCGGUUUCAUGGAGCCUUUAGUGGAGGUUUCUCUGCUGGAUACUUCAAUACUGUUGGCUCAAAAGAGGGAUGGACGCCCUCUACCUUUAUAUCUUCAAGACAAAACAGAGCAGAAAAAGCUGUUCUUGGUCCAGAAGAUUUUAUGGAUGAAGAGGAUCUUAGUGAAUUUGGGAUUGCACCUAAGGCAAUUGUUACUACAGAUGAUUUUGCUUCUAAAACCAAAGAUAGAAUUAGAGAAAAGGCCAGGCAGUUAGCUGCGGCUGCUGCACCUAUACCUGGAGCCACUUUACUAGAUGACUUAAUAGCACCAGCAAAAUUAUCCAUUGGUUUUGAAUUGUUACGAAAAAUGGGUUGGAAAGAAGGACAAGGAAUUGGUCCUCGAGUAAAGAGAAAGCCACGUAGGCAAAAACCUGUUCCUGGAGUAAAAAUCUAUGGUUGCGCUUUACCCCCUACUGGUUCUGAAGGAUCAGAGGAGGAUGAUGAUGACUAUUUACCAGAUAAUGUGACCUUUGCACCCAAAGAUACAACUCCAGUGGAUUUCACUCCUAAAGACAAUGUUCAUGGCCUUGCUUAUAAGGGCCUAGAUCCACAGAAAGCAUUAUUUGGAAUUUCAGGGGAGCACUUUAAUCUUUUCAGUGAUGUAUCUGAGGGGACCAGCAAUCUUCUUGGAAGCAUUAGACCAAAUAAAGGAAGAAAACUUGGAAUUUCGGGACAGGCUUUUGGUGUAGGUGCUUUAGAAGAAGAAGAUGAUGAUAUCUAUGCAACAGAAACAUUAUCUAAAUAUGAUACCGUUUUGAAGGAUGAGGAACCUGGGGAUGGACUCUAUGGUUGGACAGCACCCAAGCAGUAUAAAAGCAGGACAGGAUCAGAAAAAGAUAUCCAGUAUGUUGGCAAAAUUUUAGAUGGGUUUUCCCUGGCAUCUAAACCUUUAUCUUCUAAGGAAAUUUACCCACCACCUGAAUUGCCAAAGGAUUACAGACCAGUCCAUUAUUUCAGACCUGUGAUAACUGCAACUUCAGAAAAUUCUCAUUUAUGUCAAGCACUAUCAGAAUCAACUGGGAAAAUGUUAAGUGACUUGUCAAAACAAAGCAGGUAUCAAUUAAAUGCCUCUAAGAGGGCAGAGAUGCUUGGAGAAACUCCUAUUCAAGGUUCGUCAACAUCUAUUUUAGAGUUUCUAUCCCAGAAAGAUAAAGAACGAAUAAAUGAAAUGAAACGGGCAACUGACAUUAAAGCAGCUGAAAUAAAGGCAAAGGCUUUGGUACCAAAAGCUUGGAAUAGCAGAUUUCAGCCAGAUUCUCCAGAUGAUUUUCCAUACACACAGCAGAUGGUAUUGAGUGGGGAUGUAACUGCAGGAAGAUCCAGUGAUUUCAGACCUUUUGCAAAAGAUCCAGAAAAACAAAAACGAUAUGAAAAGUACUUAGACAAUAUUAAACAAGGGCAGAAAGAAGCUUUGGAAAGUUGUUUAGAUCCCAGGAUGACUGAAUGGGAACGAGGACGAGAGCGGGAUGAAUUUGUGCGAGCAGCUGUGCUGUACAAGCCCUCCAGGUCGUCACUGGCCUCCAGAUUUACUCAUGCCAAACAGGAAGAUGACACAGACCAAGUAGAAGUUCCUCGAGACCAAGAGAACGAUGUUGAUGACAAACUAUCUGCUGUGAAGAUGAAGAUGUUUGGAAAGCUCACAAGAGAUAAAUUUGAGUGGCACCCUGAAAAACUGCUUUGUAAAAGAUUUAACAUCCCUGAUCCUUACCCAGAUUCAACUAUAGUUGGAUUACCAAAAGUUAAACGUGAUAAGUAUUCAGUAUUUAACUUUUUAACAAUAGCUGAGCCCACAACAUUAACUGCAACUCAAGUAUCAAGUGAAAGGGUACAACAGAAUCACAGUCGAAACAAACCAAGAAAGCCAUCCAGGUGGGAUAUACCUGACCAAGAAGAGAAGAAAGAAGAUUGUAUUAGUGAAUUUCUAAGUAUGGCUAGAUCAAAAGUUGAAAUUCAGAAACAACAGCUGAGGCCAUUGGUAAAUAAUGCUGAAGGGAGUACAGUGAAAUCAUCUUCGACUAAGGUGGAAAAUGAAAGUGUACAUCAAAAGAAUGAAGAAGGUAGCAGACCAUCCAUGGAUUUAUUUAAAGCUAUCUUUGCCAGUUCUUCUGAUGAAAAAUCCUCUUCCUCUGAAGAAGAUGAAAGUGAAAAUGAAGACAAUCAAGCUGAUCCUGGAGGAUCAGAUCCUAAAAGUCCAAAGCCAAGUGAUUUGGUAGAAACAUCAUCUGAUAUACAAGUCAGUGCAGUGGUGGUCAAUGAGCCAGUGCCUCCUGUUACUUUACAGAAGAUACAGCUCGAUGAAAGAGAAGAAUUUGGCCCACGGCUCCCUCCUGUGUUCUGUCCUAAUGCUCGUCAGAAACACGAACCUAUGCCACAAUCCAGCUUUUUGGAAGGCUACCCAAAAGAGAAACCUAAGAAGAGCAAAGAAAAACGAAAGACAAAGAAAGACCAUAAGCACAAAAAAGAAAAGAAAAAGAAACACAAGAAGCAUAAACAGAAAGACAAACAGAAAAAUAAAAAAACAGAGAAGAGUAGUAGUUCGGAGAGUGUUGAUAGCAGUGACGGCCAGAGUGAUACAGAGAAGGUCAAAGACAUAUCACCUCAGGAACUUCUGAGAAGACUGAAACGUCUUCCAUUAACAAAGAAGUAACCUGUUUCUUCAAUUUGAACUAGGUCUGAUCUCUCUUCUGAAAUUUUGAUCUCCUCUAUGAUGGCAGAUCAGUUAUUGUAUAAUUAAUGCAAUGUACAGAUUAUAUUUAUGUAUAAGGCUAUGAUUUGAAAUAGAUUUUUAAAUCUUUGCAUUUCAAAGUCUGAACUGGAAAGUUGUAAAUUGGGCUUUAGCUAGUGGCAAAAGAAUAAAAUUCACAAUGUGCAUUUUAAUUAAAAUAUAAUUUUGCAUAUUAAAUUAGUAAUUACAAUUGUAUUUCCAAUUCUCUAAUGCCUGAAAUUUACGUAAAGAAAUUAAAAUUGUAAACUAGUACGUGACUCCAUUAUGAAGAAGACAUCUACAUGGGAACACUUUUAUGAAGAAAGAAAAGAAGGAAAGUUGGAAGGGGAAAAAACCCCCCAAAUCCAUAUCAAUUACCAAAAUGGAUUUUGUCCUCGUUUCUUUUCUUCUCAACUAAAGCUUCUUGUAUAGUAGCCUGGGAUUCUAUCUAAGAGAAUCUAUAUAAUUGUACUGAUGGCUAAAGGUACCCUAUGUCAGUUAAUAUUUCAUUUCAGUAUUACAGAAAUCUGGUGUGUUGUUUAGGAAAGGAAUAUAGGCCAUCAGAAUUCAGAGUGGAAAACCCUUAACUUUUAUAGUGUAGUAGUGUAGUUGGUGUAUUUUCUUGACCCUCAGGUCACACCUUUAUAAAUAUUCUUUCAACUUCAAAUCAAAAUGCUGUAAAUGAUAACUGUUUUGGUAAGUGCUAUAUGAAUACUAAGAAUAUCCUUAAAAAACCCUUUAAAUCCAAGUAUAACCAUAAAGAGAGGUUGAUGGUAUGGUGGAUGGAGAGCUGGCUGGAAUGAGAAAUAGUUGGGUUUAAGUCCUGCCUGUAUCACAAAAGGACUGUGUGUCCCUACAUGCAAUUCUCUUAAGACAAUAAAUUGCAGAAAAGGUGCCUGUGGUAGAGUAUAUCACGUAGAGCUCUUGACACUGCUGAAAUCACGGGCCUGGCUUAAAAAAAAAAAAACCUACCACAUAAAACCAGCAUACUGUUUGGA